This is a messenger RNA of Rhinocladiella mackenziei CBS 650.93, 3918 nucleotides long. RefSeq lists its product as uncharacterized. The transcript has a single exon. The record is from RefSeq and is a predicted model, not a curated record. Lineage: Eukaryota; Fungi; Ascomycota; Eurotiomycetes; Chaetothyriales; Herpotrichiellaceae. The coding region runs from base 1 to 3918 and encodes 1305 amino acids.
AUGGGCAAGACAAAAGGCAAAAGCCUAAAGCCGGCAGGCAUUGACAGGCCAAGCGAGAUCCUUUCCGAAUCUCUACCUUCUGUUCGGCCGAGGAGCCCGCUGAAAGCUGCAGAUGGCCACAAUGUUGAUGGAUGGGCGGAUGAGGAUAUCCGCACGUACAAUGAAUUGCUCAACGAAAGAGCAAAGCUUGAGAAGGAGAAAAAUGAGCUCGAGCAGAAGUCGUCGAGACACCAAACCCAGCGAGCAUUACUCGACGAGAAUGCCACAGCUCUUGACAACCUCUUCAAAGCACAAUUAGGAGGUGAUUUCAAGUUCAUCGGGUCUGGUUCGUGCUGUCUGGACGCAGAUUUUGACGAUCCUUGUCUAGAGGGAUCCGAGGGCGCCGACUUUCCUUGUAAGCAUGAAAUUUGCAUGCGGGCAAAGACCAAGGGUGUCUCGUGGAUGGAGAUGGACACGAUUAAGUAUUACCAUGCAAGGAUCAUGUCUGAAAAAUCCCAAAGAAUGCAAAAUGCACUACGCAAACAAAGAGACGUUGAGUUGGUUCGUGUCAAGAAGGAUGAUGAAGAGGAGCUUGCUUUGAGAACACGCAGGAAUGCCAUUCUGGACAAAGCUACCCGCAGCAGCAGUGGUUCAGGCGCCCCCCCGGCUGACGAUCGCGACAAGAGUGGUCUUUGGGGUUCAUCCCCGUUAGAUAUGCUCACUCCCAAAGACUUCCUCUUUGAUCCAAAGAACACUGCCAUUUUGGAGGCAGCUAAAGAGAAUGAGCACAUCGUGCGGCGGAUUAGGGGAAGGCUGGAAAAGAUCCGACAUGACGUCAAUGCAGGCAGGGUGUCGCCAGCAGAUGCGCGUGUCAAGCUGGAUCAGGCCAAUUCUGAAAUGGCGGAGGCAGAGAGAAAGAACAACGAGUUCCGGAAGAUGAUUCUGGACGCCGAGCCCGAUCUCUCGCGAUUCAAGUUUAACCCACACAAUUCUCCGGGGCUGUCUACUGUCCUCCAAAACACCCUCGCCUCGACAAGUGCAGACGCCUUUUCUCAGGCCUUGAGUGUCAUGAAGGGCUUUUUUAGUGCGUCUGAUCCCCAUGACGUGCAGACCGCCAUCGCAGACCUCCGCAGUGUUCUCGAACUCAACGGGCCCAUGUCUCCGGUCCUCCGCAAAUCCUUCCAAGCUCUGGAAGAGAUGCUGGCUAAACCGAAUGCCAAAGGCUUCACAGUCGAUGUUUCCACCGGCGAUGGUAAAACUCGGACCUGUAACAACGUUGUGGAAGUCAUGAUGAAUCUCCGGAUGAAGAUGCAAUCUUCAGACAAUCCCUCCGCUGCGGCCGAUCCGGAUUUGAACCUUGACGAAGACACGAUCAAAGCGAAUCUCGAGUGCAUCAAGGUGGAGGAAGCGGCAAGAAACGAGAUGGAAAAGGUCUCGGACAGGAUGUCUGUUGACACCAUUGAAAAUGUCUCGGCGGCCCUCAAAAAAAUCAAGUCGAAGGCUAUUUUAAAGUCUCCAAUUCCACCUCUAUCCGAUAUUGUCCUGGACGACGUGAUCACCGAUAUCCUCUUCCACCGCUCAGUCAAAGCUCUGGCGGCCGAGGCAGCUCUUGGAGAAAAUGUUUCCCGGCUGUCGGCCAGAACCACCGCGCUCGUGAUUGCCACAGCUCGAAGCAAGCCCGAAAAAUACCUAGAAUCAUUAGAAAUGAUCAAAGCUUCCAUCAAGAAGACACAAAAGAAGGAACCACCUCAAAGUCUUCUCGAGGCAAUCUCGAAAGUGGAAGCCUCGAUUCCGAAAUUUGUCGCCGCACAACUCGAGAAACAGAAGAAGCUCGCGGCCAAGAAAGCAGCAUCUACCGGCUCUGCGACAGGGGUUGAUCCGGGAUCAAGCAGUGCCAGGCAGUCUUCAACCAGGCAUCUGCUUGACGGUACCUUUGCGGAUGGUGAGGCAUGGGAUCUUUUCAAAAAAUUCUUCGAUACCCCGAUGGUCAAAAACGCUGGCACGGUACGUGCGCGCGUCGUUGCGCACUAUCAUUUUAAUAUCGAAGACGGCAUCUGGGAGAUGUUCCGAGUCAUCGCCAAUCAUCACAUCCAACACACCUUUCGGUUUGAACCUUGGGAUGCUGAGAAAGAGUUCUACCGCGCUAAUAUGAGUCUCGCUGCCUCGAGACCGGAGAAAGUCCACGAUACCAUCCUGACCCUCAAAGAGAAGGGAAUCUGUCCUGGCAUGGCUGCCGUGGUGAUUGCACAACGUCUUACAUUCCAGAUCAGAGACAAUUUCGAGGAAGCCAAAGACAUUUCAAUUGUACUGAGAAACACGUUCUCCCAUUACGACCCGACCAACAAUGGGGAAUGGUUCCAAGUGUUCAAUUUCAUAGCCCAAGCUAUGACAGAUGUUCUGGCCGUCAUUGUCUUCUCUGUUUCCGCCCUCGAGCCUAGGGAUGCAUCGGUCAUGGCCGCCGACGUGAACGGAAUUCUGAGCACAUUCGUAUUGGCAGCCGUGGAUGGAGAUCAGGCCGAAACAAACCUCCAUGUGAUCGAAGCGUUCAUUAGAAGUAUUUUGGUGGACUCUGUUGAUGAAAGUGAAACCGACAAGCUACAAGAUGUCAUCACUCGAUUCCUUCACAUGUGCCAGUUCUCACGCUAUAGGUGCUCGCCGCAACACACAUGUAAAUUACGGAUAAGAGAGCUCAACGUCGAGAAAUUGAAGCCACUGGUUCCUGCGCCGCUCAAUUUGAAAAAGAGGCCGCCAGAGAGCGCUGCAGGGGAAAGCCAGCAUGUGCCAAGCCCACCGGGACUCCCUCGACAUAUCCUUCUUCAAUCCAAGGUGGAUGAACAUUGGGACAUGGCUUGCAGUCUCGUUCCUCAUCUGUCUUGUCCAACGGGAAGCGAGUGCGACUGCAGUCCAGCAUUGCAAAAGUACGCAGAAGAAAUGCGGGCCCUAAAAUUGGGGUGCGACGCCGAUUUCGACGCCAUCAACUCCCGGGCCGAAAUGGGCAUGUCGAUACCAGACACUCUCAUGGAUUCAAUUGAAAAGAAAGAGUCAGCAAUGCACAAUCAACUUUUCAACUACGGAGACUGGGCCAAGAAACCAAGGAGCCCGCUCGUGUUCAAAUUGUCGCGGUUUGAAGAGCGCCUCGCCGAUGCCUCGACGUCGGGAAAGACCCUCAGUAAGGAGCAAAGCAUGCAACUCAAACAAGUUCCAGGAGGCGUGCCGAGUAUCCAGAAGAGUACCUCGAGCAAUACUUCCGAGACAGGCAACCUCGAGAGAGAAUCCAAAGAUGAACGCAACCUUCAGCCGACCGGAAAACCAGUCUCGGUAAACGCAGGAGCACCAGAUGUGGAAUCGGGACAGUUCACCUCUCUGGUCGACUUGGGCCUCUCUGAACCACGGAAUAGAACUGUUUUCGCAGCUCAGUCCGACUUCCCCAUGAGCGAACGGGAAGGUACAAUCAAAGCCCAGAUACUCGAAUUCAUCCACGGAAUAUACAAGAUGGACCGGGUUGCCUCAGAGUUAAAUGGUCUUACUUUCCGGGACACGCUCCAUGGUGUUUCACUGCAACUACAAGACAUGGCAAUUGGACACAUUGAAACGGCCUGGAUCAUCGCCAGAGCUCAAGGCUACACCGGAUUGCAAGCUUGGCUGGAGCGAGAAUACGCUGGAGUGGAAGACGAUAGAAUUACACGUGAUGUUCAUAUCCGGGUCCCAGCAGAGUAUGCUACGUCAAAGGCUGAGAAUAAAAGUGCUCCUAAGAAAGGCCCAAACCCAUCUCAGGGACACACUGCCCGACCUCCCCCAAGUCCCGCUGCAGGAGCACCUUCGCUCGAGCGGCACACUGAGCAAACACUCACUGAGAUGGAGCGAAUAGGUCAAGAUUUUAUUCAAAAGAUGCAGAUCAUCCCUCAGCCUCGCAUCGGUCGUCCAAAGCGCAAGCAGUAG